ACGCAGUAGCAUUUGCAAUCCAUCGAAAACAUCUCUGCCGCCGCCGCCGCCGCCCGCCGUCGCCGCCGCUCCUGCGCCAUGCUCCGCCUCCGAGAGUGCGUCGUUUCCCGUCUCCUAUCUUCUUCCCCCACCUCCAGCUCUGCCAUUUUCCCACUCUGCCGUCUCCUCUCCGCCGCCGCGCCCCACAUUUCCCCAAAUCCCAGUGGCUUCGCCGUGGAAGAGUACCUCGUCGCCACCUGCGGUCUCACCCGGCCACAAGCCCUCAAGGCCUCCCCGAAGCUCUCCCACCUCAACUCCCCCGCCAACCCCGACGCCGUCCUCGCCUUCCUCUCCGGCCUCGGCCUCUCCGGCGCCGACGUCGUCGCCAAAGAUCCGCUCUUCCUCUGCGCCAGCGUGGGGAGAACCCUGGCCCCUAAGGUUGCCGAGCUCACUGGCCUAGGUCUCUCGCGUCCUGAGAUCGCCCGCCUCGUCUCCCUCACCCCCGACCGCUUCCGCCGUAGAGCCAUAGUCUCCAAGCUGCAGUACUACCUGCCCCUCUUCGGCUCCUCCCACAACUUCCUCCGGCUGCUCAAGCGCUCGUCCCACCUUCUGUCGUCGGACCUCGAUAAGUUGGUCAAGCCCAAUGUUGCCUUCCUCAGGGAGUGCGGGCUAGGUGAUUGUGAUAUUGCCAAGCUGUGUAUCCGGGAGCCGAGGAUGCUCAUCACCAACCCGGAGCGCGUCCGGGCGAUGGUGGCAUGUGCCGAAAGAUUAGGUGUGCCCCGUGGCUCUGGGAUGCUCAGGCAAGCGCUGCAGGCUGUCGCGUUUCUCAGCGAGGAGAAGGUUGCCGCCAAAUUGGACUAUUUGAAGAAUACUUUCAGGUGGUCUGAUGCCGAAGUGCGCAUUGCUGUGCGCAGGUAUCCGGGUGUGCUGAAGAAUACAAAGGGACCUCUGAAGCGCAGGUCCGAGUUCCUGUUCUCUAAGGUGGGGCUGGAACCCAUGUACAUUGCUCAUCGGUCGGAAAUACUUUCAUAUAGCAUGGAGGGCCGACUCAGACCCCGCUACUAUGUUAUCAAGUUUCUCAAGCAAAAUGGACUGCUAGAUCGUGACUUGAGCUUAUAUUCUGCGGUCAAGAUGUCUGACAAGGUAUUUGUGGAGAAGCUCAUAUGCCCUCACAAGGAAGCCGCACCACACCUCGCUGAAGAUUAUGCAGCAGCUUGCAAAGGGGAAGUGCCAACUAAUUUCAGAUUUACGUGAAC
This is a messenger RNA of Triticum dicoccoides, 1235 nucleotides long. Its product is annotated as transcription termination factor MTERF15, mitochondrial-like. Bases 79 to 1233 code for a protein of 384 amino acids. The record is from RefSeq and is a predicted model, not a curated record. Gene Ontology annotation, molecular function: double-stranded DNA binding. Gene Ontology annotation, biological process: regulation of DNA-templated transcription. The transcript has a single exon. NCBI's taxonomy places the organism in Eukaryota, Viridiplantae, Streptophyta, Magnoliopsida, Poales, Poaceae.